AUGUCUGCAACAGCCACGGAUCAGAGCCACGGUGCAGGUUGCCUCUCGCCCGAACAGCUGCUGCGAUAUCAACGCGAUGGCUACCUUCGCAUUCCCUCCUUUUUCGCUUCCCAAGCUGCCGAUGUUCUCCUUCGCGCAAAGCACAUCAUCAACGCUUUCGAUCCCUCUGGACAUCCCAUGACCAAAUUCUCCACUGGCGAUGGAUCAUCAUCAUCAUCUGCUGCUGCUGCUGCUGCUGCUGCUGCUGCUGGGGAAGCGAAACAUACGGGGGAUGAUUAUUUUUUGAAUAGCAAUGAUAAGGUCAGAUGGUUCUUGGAAGAGGACGCGGUGGGAAAGGAUGGCAAGCUGAACAGGCCGCCAGAGCGCAGCGUCAACAAGGCUGGUCAUGGUGAGUGUGGAAACAUGCCACGUGCGAUCGAUUUCCCCCAUGGCGAGCACAGCGCUGGCCCUCUCCGUCUCCGUCUCGGCCAAUCACGAUGCAAGGCCGACGGCCGACGACUGCGAUCCAGGCCCAGGCCCGCGCUAUGAGUCGAGGUGAUGGUGUUGCAUGGGAGGAUCGAGGAAAUAUGCAGGCCGUCUGAGACAAGUCCUCAGCGUUUCAAGCUCGCGCAAUUCGAAUUUCACUUUGUUUCAUCCUGUCUCACCCUGUCCCUGUCCCUGUCCUCUGCUGUCCCCACGCCCACGCCCACGCCCACGCCCACGCCCACGCCCACGCCCACGCCCGCAGCUCUCCACACCCUAGAUCCCACCUUUCAUGCCUUUACAUUCUCUGAGCGCGUGCAGAAUCUGGUCAGGAGCGUAGGGGCGCACAUCGAUCCGCGCGUCUUGCAAUCCAUGAUUGUGAGUAGUCACGUGGUGGUGGUGAUGAUGAUGAUGAUGGGAACAGGGAACAGGGAACAGCAGUCGGCGAUUGGGAGGGGGGGAGCACAAGCAUCUCUGUGCUCGUCGGGGGCAGGAGAGUUUCGCGCUGCGCUGCGCUCUGCCAUCUGAUCUCUCUCUUUCAAGCACACGAGCACGGCAGCAGCUCAGAGCUCCAGCUGACAAUGUUGCAAACCUACGUGCUGGCGCUUCUUCUCGCUCUCUCGCUCGCUCACUUCGAACAGAUUUGCAAGCAGCCUUGCAUAGGCGGGGCAGUGCCGCCUCACAACGAUAGCACCUUCCUCUACACCUCUCCUCCCACUGCCAUGGGUCUAUGGUUCGCUCUGGAACCUUGCAAAGCGUCCAACGGUGCGCUCAGCUUCCUACCCGGCUCUCAUCGUUGGCCCGUCGAUCAACAAGUGGACGCGGGUGCGGGCGCGGUGGGCAGGGACCGAAGACCGCCUUUGGAUGGUCAAGAGGCGCGAUUCGGAGUGCAGAGAGGUAUAAACAGACGAUUUGUUCGCAGAGAUGCAACAGCAGCAGCAGCAGCAGCAGCAGCAUUGGAUGGGUCGGCAUCCGGCACGGAAUUUCUAGCCUUUAACGAAGAAGACGACGACGACGAAAAGGCGGCGACGGCGGCGGGGGCGGGGGAAGAGGCGAUGUGGUCGGAUGAUGAAGCAGAGCUGGUAGAGUGCGAACCGGGAGAUGUGGUGCUGAUCCACGGCAGCGUCCUUCACAGAUCCACGCGCAACACGAGCGAAAAGAGCAGAUUCAUCUACACUUUUCACAUCAUCGAAGGAGAUCAGAGCAGAGCAAUCUACGAUCGCAAAAAUUGGCUCUGGCCUCCUCCUUCUGAUGGCGAUGAUGAUGAUGAUUCCCAAAAAGGCUUUGCCAAACUCUUCCAUCCUCCCCCCGCACCGCGCGAAGCUGACUUGUUCUUGAACAAGUAA
Molecule: messenger RNA, 1808 nt
Organism: Ceraceosorus bombacis
Lineage: Eukaryota; Fungi; Basidiomycota; Exobasidiomycetes; Ceraceosorales; Ceraceosoraceae
Source: the annotation of a GenBank genome assembly